Molecule: messenger RNA, 11849 nt
Organism: Chelmon rostratus (copperband butterflyfish)
Lineage: Eukaryota; Metazoa; Chordata; Actinopteri; Chaetodontiformes; Chaetodontidae
Gene: col12a1b
Product: collagen, type XII, alpha 1b
Exons: 78
Coding region: 95-11050 (3651 amino acids)
Molecular function (GO): protein binding
Source: RefSeq, a predicted model, not a curated record
AAAACCCGCGGAGCUCUCUGACUUCAACACCGGACCACCUCGCGCUCCCUUUUCUCAGCUUCAUUCAUGCGCUGCUGAGCCAGAGGAGCUGAAGAUGAAGAGCAGUCUGUCUCUGGCGGCGGCUGCCCUCCUGGCACUGCUGCUGUCCUCCUCUCAGGCCCAGGGUCAAGUCGACCCUCCAUCAGAUUUGAGGUUUAAGAUUUUAAAUGAGAACACAGUGCAAAUGAUCUGGAGCAGACCACAGUCAAGGAUACAGGGCUACAGAAUACAAGUGACCUCAGACACAGAAGAACCAACAAAAGAAUUUACUCUGCCUGCAUCUGCGACUAAGACCUCCAUCUCAGACCUGAGUCCAGAUGUGGAUUAUGUCGUAACGAUAUCUGCCUACGCUGGAUCAGAGGAGAGUCUGCCCAUCUCCGGCCAGAUCACACUUGAGUCAAGCGGCAGAACAAGAGGACCUUCAAGGAAACCAGACACACACACAGAUUCAGUCAAAUGCUCCGUCAGCGCCAUCGCCGACGUGGUGUUCCUGGUGGACGGCUCCUGGAACGUGGGCAAGCCGAACUUCAAAUACAUCCGCAACUUCAUCUCAGCGACGGCCGGCGCCUUUCAGAUCGGAGAGGACAAAACCCGGGUGGCCGUGGUCCAGUACAGCAGCGACGCACGAACAGAGUUCAACCUGAACACACACCUGACCCGACCGGCGCUGCUCCGGGCCAUCGGCUCGCUGGCGUACAAAGGAGGAGACACCAUGACAGGCAAUGCUCUCGACCACCUCCUGAAAAACACUUUCAGCGAGGCAGCUGGCGUCAGGAAGGGUUUUCCCAGAGUGCUGGUGAUCAUCACAGAUGGCAAAUCUGAGGAUCCAGUGGAGAGUUACGCCAGGCAGCUCAGGAGCAGGGGGGUGGAGAUCUUUGUCCUCGGUGUCCAACAGGCCGAUGAAGAGGAGAUGAAGCUCAUGGCCUCUACUCCGUACAGAAGUCACAUUUAUAAUGUCGCCAGCUUCAACGCAAUCAAGGAUGUUCAGAGAGAGCUCAUUACUCAGGUGUGCACUGGUGUCGAGGAUCAACUCAACUCACUCGCCAGUGGAGAUGAAGUCGUUGAGCCAGCCUCUAACCUCCAAGUCCUGGAAGUGGCCUCAAAGUCCAUACGGGUGACCUGGGAUGCCUCUAUUGGAGAGGUUUCAGGAUACAAGGUGCGGAUGAUCCCCAUGAUGGCCGGCAGCAAGCGGCAGGAGCUCUACGUGGGCCCGGGCCAGACCUCGGUGGUGGUCAGGGACCUUUCUCCAGACACGGAAUAUCAGAUCAGCCUGUACGCCCUGAAGGGCCUGACACCCAGCGAGCCCGUCACAAUCAUGCAGAAGACGCAGCCACUUAAAUUGUCACUGGAAUGUUCUCUUGGUGUGGAUGUUCAGGCUGAUGUCGUCCUCCUGGUUGACGGUUCCUACAGCAUCGGUCUGGUGAACUUUGCUAAAGUAAGAGCUUUCCUGGAGGUGCUGGUGAACACCUUUGACAUCGGGCCAAAUAAGGUUCAGAUCAGCUUGGUCCAGUACAGCAGGGACCCCCACACAGAGUUCUACCUGAACACUCACCAUGACCUGAACGCCGUGGUCAAGGCUGUCAGGACUUUCCCGUACCGCGGUGGCUCCACCAACACCGGCAGGGCCAUGACUUAUGUGAGAGAGAAGAUCUUUCAGACCACCAGAGGGGCACGCUCCAACCUUCCCCGUGUCACCAUCCUCAUCACUGACGGGAAGUCAUCCGAUGCCUUCCACGAGCCAGCCACCAAGCUGAGGAAUGCUGAUGUGGAGAUCUUCGCUGUGGGUGUAAAGGACGCUGUACGAUCUGAGCUGGAGGCCAUCGCCAAUAAGCCUGCAGACACCCAUGUGUACACUGUAGAGGAUUUUGAUGCCUUCCAGAGAAUUUCUAAAGAACUCACACAGUCCAUCUGCCUGAGGAUCGAGCAGGAACUUCGCAACAUCCAGCAGAGACAACUGGUCCCACCCAGGAACCUGUCCUUCUCAGAGGUUGGCCCCAAAAGCUUCCUGGCCUCCUGGGAGAUCGAUGCCACCAACGUCGAGUCCUAUUUGGUUCAGUUCAAGCCAGCAGAUGACGUCGAUGGCUAUUAUGUGUCCAUGUCUGUGCCCGGGCACACAGUUACCACCCUCGUCCCGCACCUCAAUCCAGUCACCCGCUAUGAAGUCAGCGUUUAUGCUCAGUAUGAGAAAGGGGACAGCUUGCCUGUGACGGGCUAUCAGACCACUUCAGAAGACCAAGGCUCUGUGCAGAACCUGAGAGUAACCGAAGAAACCACAGACAGCUUCAGAGUAUCAUGGCAGCCAGCUCCAGGAGCCGUCAAUCGUUACCAGUUGAAGUAUGAACCUGUUGGGGAUGAACGGUGGAAGCUAGAGACGACCACUGUCGGUCCUGAGACAACAAUUGUGCUGCAGGAGCUUCAGCCUCAAACCACCUACCGCGUCACCGUCAUUCCCGAAUACCAGUCCGGCUCUGGAGUGCCAAUGCAGACUGAUGGCACUACCAAAGAAGCCAGGGGAUCCCCUCGAGACCUGAGGGUUUCCGACGAGACCGUGUCCUCCAUGAGGGUCUCCUGGGAGCCGGCACCGGGGAAUGUGCUCCAGUACCGCUUGGCCUACAGACCGUCUGCUGGCGGCCCCAAGAAGGACGUAUCAGUGAAGGGAGACAACACGGCCGUCCUCCUGAAGAACCUGCAGCCGGGCACCCAGUACACCAUCUUCGUCAGUGCGCGAUUCCCGUCCGGCCUGGGUGACCCCCUGGAGGGACAAGGCACCACACUGGAAGAUGUGGGCCCACCUAAAAACCUGGCCACCAGGGACGUGACCGACACCAGCUUUGCAGUGUCCUGGACGGCGGCGCCCAGUAACGUGAAGAUGUACCGGCUUCGAUGGAACUCGCUGUUCACUGAGGAGGCUGGAGAGAAAACGGUGCCAGGAGACGUUACCAACACCGUUCUGGAGGGUCUGAGUCCGGAGACGCUCUACGAAGUUUCUGUGGUCGCCGCCUACGAUCACAGAGACAGCGACCCGCUCACUGGACAGGAAACCACUGACGCAUCUGCUGCUGGUAAAAUGUUGACCGUGUCAGAUGAGACCGAGCGAACCAUGAAAGUCACGUGGAUGCCGGCACCGGGGAAGGUGGGCCACUACCGGCUGAAGCAUGUUCCCAGUGCUGGAGGGAGAGAAGUGACCCUCAAGAUCCCUGGGACGGCCACUUCUGCCACCAUGAAGCGCCUGAACCCCAUAACCACUUACAACAUCACCGUUCACCCCAUCUACAAGCGCGGGGAAGGAAAAGCAAGGCAAGGAGUAGGAACGACACUGUCGCCUUACAAGCCUCCAAGAAACCUCCAGACCUCAGAGCCCACCAAUAACAGUUUCAGAGUCACUUGGGAUCCAGCACCUGGAGAUGUUAAAGGCUACAAAGUCACCUUUCACCCCACUGGGAAUGAAGUUGACCUGGGGGAACUCCUUGUUGGCCCCUAUGAUAGCACAGUCGUUCUAGAGGAACUCAGGUCAGGAACAAAGUACUCUGUCGCCGUAUUUGGGAUGUUUGAAGGAGGGCAGAGUUUGCCUCUGGCAGGAGAGGAGAAGACGACCCUCGUAGGGGUGCCUGAACCGCCUCCUCUCGAUUCGUCUGACACCCAGUGUAAGACCACGGCCAUGGCCGACAUCGUGCUGCUGGUCGACGGCUCUUGGAGCAUCGGCCGCAUCAACUUCAAAACCAUCCGCAACUUCAUCGCUCGCAUGGUCAGCGUGUUCGACAUCAGCCCCGAAAGAGUCCAGAUUGGUCUGGCUCAGUACAGUGGAGACCCAAAGACUGAGUGGCACCUGAACGCCCACCCGACCAAGGCGUCCCUGCUGGACGCCGUCGCCAACCUUCCGUACAAAGGAGGCAACACCAUGACAGGAAUGGCUCUGAACUACAUCCUUCAGAACAACUUCAAACCCAACGUGGGGUUGCGUGCGAACUCCCGCAAAAUCGGAGUCCUGAUCACUGACGGAAAGUCCCAGGACGAAAUCGUCUUCAACUCGCAGAACUUGAGAGACAGCGGCAUCGAGCUCUAUGCGAUCGGUGUGAAGAACGCUGACGAGAACGAGCUGAGGUCCAUCGCCUCCGACCCCGAUGAAAUCCACAUGUACAACGUCAACGACUUCCAGUUCCUGCUGGACAUCGUUGACGACCUCAGCGUCAACCUGUGUAACAGUGUCAAGGGUCCAGGCGGUGAACUGGAGGCACCCACCGACUUGGUGACCUCAGAGGUGACCCACCGCUCCUUCCGUGCCACCUGGACGGCGCCCAGCAGCUCUGUCGACAAGUAUCGCGUCACCUACAUGACUGUGGCUGGAGGACCCACCCAGGAGCUGAUGGUCGAUGGGUCUGUGACCACCGUAGUCCUGGAAGGCCUGACGCCUCUGACCGAGUACCUCGUCAAUGUCUACUCCGUGGCUGGGGAGGAGAGCAGCGAGCCUCUGAAGGGCACUGAGACCACCUUGCCCCUGUCAGCUGUGAAGAACAUGAAUGUUUACGACGAGACCUCAAGCACCAUGAUGGUGAGAUGGGAGGAGGCGGACGGUGCCUCAGGCUACAUGCUUCUGUACAAAUCCAUCAAUGCUACAGAGCCACAGGUGGAGAAAGAGGUCCGCGUUGGAGGAGAUGUAACUAACGUCCAGCUGGUGCAGCUGAUACCCAACACAGCGUACACCAUCUCACUUUUCGCCCUGCACGGAGAAGCUGCCAGCGACCCUCUGGAGGGGGUCGGAGUCACCUUGCCCAGGCCUCCUGCUGGAGUCCUCAGAAUCACUGAUGUUACUCACAGCACCAUGAGGCUCAACUGGGACGCUGCUCCUGGAGCGGUCCGCAAGUACAUCAUCACUUACAAACCAGAGGAAGGAGACCUGAAAGAGGUUGAGGUCAACGGCGACAUCACCACCUUGGACCUGUCCAGCCUCAUCUCCCAGACUGAGUACGAUGUGGCCGUCACCCCGAUCUAUGACGAGGGACCAGGAUCACCAAUGCUUGGAACCGCUAUCACAGAUGUUGUUCCUGCCCCCAAGAACCUGCAGUUCUCUGAGGUGACCCAGACCUCGUUCAGAGCCACCUGGGAGCACGGAGCCCCGGACGUGGCCCUCUACCGCAUCGGUUGGACCAAAAGGGGGGAGACCAAUUACCAGUUUGCCAUCCUGAGUAGCGAUGAGACCUCCCACGUUCUGCAGAAUUUGGACCCCGACACCGAUUACUCCGUCCAGGUCACUGCGAUCUACCCCGACGAGUCUGAGAGCGAGGACCUGAUGGGAAACCAGCGCACAUUGUUAAAGGCAACGGAUGUGCCUCCUGAGCCCCCUCGAAACUUGAGGGUCUUCAACGCCACCACCUCCGCGUUGUCGUUGAGGUGGGACGCCGCCCCCGGCCCCGUCCAGAACUACAAGAUCACCUACAAGCCCAUCGCUGGAGGCGAGCCUCUCUCGACGCAGGUUGGAGGGAAGAAGACCGGCGUCACCCUGCAGAAGCUGGAGCCCGACACUCAGUACUCCAUCACUGUGGCCGCCGUGUACCCCACCGGCGUCAGCAGAGACAUCUCCGGCGAAGGACGAACCAAGCCUCUGGGUGGAGUGAAGAACCUGCAGGUGUUGAACCCCACCAUGACCACCCUGAAUGUGCGCUGGGAGCCCGCCGACGGCCGAGUGAAGGAGUACAAAGUCAUUUAUGUUCCUGCCGCCGGAGGAGCUGAGAGCAUGGAAACAGUGUCUGCAGGCACAACCAACACCAUCCUGCGAAGCCUGCAGCCUGACACCCUCUACACCGUCUCUCUGGUGCCAGUUUACGCUGGAGGAGACGGAAAGACCAUGUCUGAAAACGGAAGGACAAGGCCACUUGGAGGAGUGAAGAACCUGAGGGUGACAGACCCCACCAUGACUUCUCUGACUGUGAACUGGGACCCGGCUGACGGAGCCGUUCGCCUGUACAAAGUCUUCUUUGUGCCCGCUACUGGCGGCCUGGAGGAGAUGGAGCAGGUUCCUGCAGGCACCACCUCCAUCAUCCUCAGGAACUUGUUGCCCGACACGCCAUACACAGUGUCGGUGUUACCGGUCUACCCUGCCAGGGAAGGAAAACGCCAGUCAGAGAACGGAAAGACAUUACCUUUGAGCGGAGUGGGCAACAUGAGGGUGACCAACCCGACCAUCACCACCCUCACCGUGACCUGGAAUCCUGCCGACGGCAACGUUCAGGGCUACAAAGUGAUCUACGUUCCUGCAGAUGGAGGACUGGAGAUUGUGGAACAAGUGUCAGAGAGCACCACCAAGACCGUCCUGGAGAAGCUUCUACCGGACACCCGCUACAGCGUCACCGUGGUCCCCGUCUACGCAGAGGGGGACGGGCCCAGUCUGUCUGACUCUGGCAAGACAAAGCCGCUGGGUUUUGUGAGGAACCUGCAGGUUAUCGAUCCCACCACCAGCACCCUGAACGUCCGCUGGGAGCCCGCUGAGGGCAACGUACGCGAAUACAUCGUGAUCUGGGUGCCCGCUGCAGGAGGAGACCAGGAUGUGGAUCAGGUGUCCGGAACCACCACCUCCACCGUCCUGAAGAACCUGGACCCGGACACCGAGUACACCGUCACCGUCGUGCCUGUCUACCAUGAGAUGGAGGGCAAACCGCAGUCUGAAAAUGGGAAAACAAAUCCUCUGGGUGGAGUGAAGAACCUGCAGGUGGUCGACCCGACAAUCAACACUCUGACGGCCCGCUGGGAACCGGCGGUGGGCAACGUCCGCACCUACAAGAUCUUCUACGCAGCUCAGCCAGGAGGAGAAGAACGAAUGGAGGAGGUGUCAGGAGGCACCACCAGCACCGUCCUGAGGAACCUGGAUGCCGACACCGUCUACAACGUGGUUGUUGUUCCUGUGUACCCAGACGUGGAGGGCAUACGGCAAGCCGAGAAGGGAAAGACAAAGCCUCUGGGCGGAGUGAAGAAUCUGCAGGUGAUCGACCCCACUACCAACUCCCUCCGGGUUCGCUGGGAGCCGGCCGAGGGCGACGUCAGGCAGUACCAAAUCAUCUACGUCCCCGCCGCCGGAGGAGCCGAAAGCAUGACGCAGGUUUCUGGAAUGUCGACCAACACGGUGCUGAGAGACCUGCGGCCCGACACCGAGUACAAAGUAACGCUGGUGCCUAUUUACUCCGACGUGGAGGGGAAGAGAAUGUCAGAGAACGGAAAGACAAAGGCUCUGGGCGGAGUGAAGAAUCUGCAGGUCACUGAUCCCACCACCAGCUCCCUCAAGGUGCGCUGGGAGCCGGCGGAGGGCAACGUCCGCCAGUAUCGCCUCUUCUAUGUUCCUGCAUCCGGGGGCGCCGAGGACAUGGAGCAGGUGUCGGGCGGCACCACCAACACCAUACUGAGGAACCUGCUGUCAGACACCCCCUACACUGUGACGGUGGUCCCGGUUUACCCAGAGGGGGAAGGUCUCCGCCAGUCCGAGAACGGAAAGACACUCCCACGCACGCCACCCAGGAACAUCCAGGUGUACAACCCCACCCCCAACAGCCUGAACGUGCGCUGGGAGCCCGCCUCAGGCCAGGUUCAGCAGUACCGCGUGGCUUAUUCCGCCCUGUCUGGGGUCAGACCCACAGAGUCGAUCCUGGUUCCAGGAAAUAUUAACAAUGCCUUCCUGGACAACCUGAUCCCAGAUACUCCAUAUUCUGUCACUGUCUCGGCUCUGUACGCCGACGGAGAGGCAUCGCCAGUCAGCGGCACCAGCAAAACACUGCCACGUGCCGGUCCCAGGAACAUGCGCGUGUUUGACGCCACCACCAGCACCCUCACCAUCGGCUGGGACCACGCAGAGGGUCCCGUGAGGCAGUACAGGAUCGCCUACGCCCCCAUGACCGGAGACCCCAUCACUGAGUUUACUGUGGUCCCAGGCAACAGAAACAAUGCCAGGCUGCAGAAUCUGCUCCCUGACACCCCGUACAACAUCACCGUAGAGGCCGUCUACGCCGAGGGCCCCGGAGGGUCCCUCGAUGGGAUCGGACGUACAGUCGGCCUGCUGAGUCCCAGGAACCUCCGGGUCUCGGAUGAGUGGUACACCAGGUUCAGGGUGGCCUGGGACGCGGUGCCAGCUCCUGUGCAGGGAUACAGACUGAUCUACUCUCCUGCAGGCUCGACCACAGACCAGCCCAUAGACUUCUUCGUGGGCGACGUGACCUCUUACACUCUGCACAACCUGCAGCCUGGAACCACCUACGAUCUUAAAGUGGUGGCUCAGUACACCGGCGGCAUGAGCGCACCGCUCGAUGGACAGGGAACAACACUCUACCUGAACGUGACCAACAUUGAGACCUACAACGUCGACCACGACAAGUUCUGCAUCAAAUGGUCUCCUCACCGUGCCGCCACGUCCUACCGCAUCAAACUCAACCCCCUGGACCCCUCCAGUAAAGGACAACAUGAGAUCACCAUCCCCGCCGGGCUGCCUCAGUACUGCUUUGAUGGACUUUCUCCCGACGCUCUGUACACCGCCACCGUCUUCGUUCAGACCCCCAACCUGGAGGGUCCGGGAGUCAGCGCCAAGGAGAGAACAUUGGUGAAGCCAACUCCAGUUCCAACACUCCCACCGACUCCAACCCCUCCACCCACCAUCCCCCCAGCAUGGGCAGUUUGCAGAGGUGCCAAAGCAGAUGUGGUGUUCCUCAUCGACGGCUCCUGGAGCAUCGGCGAGGAGAGCUUCACCAAAGUCGUGCACUUUGUCUCCGGUAUGAUCGGUGCCUUCGAUGUCAUUGGGCCCUCAGGAAUGCAGGUGUCAUUCGUGCAGUACAGCGACGACGCAAAGACAGAGUUCAGACUGAACGCUUAUCAGGACAAAGGUGUCGCCAUGUCUUCGCUUUAUCACAUCCGCUACCGAGGAGGAAACACCAAGACAGGCGUGGCGCUGAAACACACGUAUGAGAAGGCCUUCUCCCUUGAAAAUGGAAUGAGGAGAAACGUGCCGAAGGUGGUCGUCGCGAUCACUGACGGACGCUCUCAGGACGAAGUGAAGAAGAGCGCUGCCAAGCUGCAGCACGCAGGUUACAGCGUCUUUGCCAUCGGUGUCGCCGAUGUGGAUUUUGUCGAGCUGCAGGCGAUCGGCAGCAAACCCAGCGAGAGGCACGUCUUUGUUGUGGACGACUUUGAUGCUUUCGACACCAUCAAAGAAAACCUGAUCACCUUUAUUUGCGAAACCGCAACAUCAUCUUGUCCCUUGAUAUUCCUGAAUGGAUUCACUUCACCUGGCUUCAGGAUGCUCGAAGCCUUCAACCUGACGGAGAAGACUUACGGUUACGUUAAAGGCGUCUCGAUGGAGACGGGCUCCUUCAACAGCUACACAGCAUACAGACUCCACAAAAACGCCUUCCUGACUCAGCCCACAACAGACAUUCACCCUGACGGCCUUCCUCACGCCUACACCAUCAUCCUGAUGUUCCGCCUCCUGCCCGACUCGCCCACCGAGGCCUUCGACAUCUGGCAGGUGUCGAGCAAAGACCACAAGCCAGAGACCGGCGUCACUCUGGACCCCUCCAGACAGACCGUGUCCUUCUACAACAAAGACGAGCGCGGUGACCUCCAGAGGGUCACGUUCGACAGCGAUCAAGUGAAGAGGAUCUUCCACGGAAGCUUCCACAAGCUCCAUAUCCUGGUCUCAUCCACCGGCGUCAGACUCAACAUCGACUGCCAAGAAGUGGCUGAAAAGGAGAUCAAGGCCGCUGGAAACACGUCCAGCGAUGGCUACCAGGUUCUGGGCAAGAUGUCCAAGUCCAUCGGCUCCAAGGGAGAAUCAGCAACUUUCCAGCUCCAGAUGUUCGAUAUUGUCUGCAGCUUGGGCUGGACCAGCAGGGACAGAUGUUGUGACCUCCCGUCUAUGAGAGAUGAGCUGAAGUGUCCGUCUCUUCCCAACUCCUGCACCUGUACGUCGGAGGGCAACGGGCUGCCGGGGACUCAGGGCCCAGUGGGUGCCCCCGGCAGCAAAGGCCCCCGAGGUGAAAGAGGAGAGACCGGUUCUGUUGGACCGAUCGGCCCUCGUGGAGAUAGCGGACCACCUGGGCCCAUGGGUCUGCCCGGCCCUCAAGGACCCAGCGGGCUGUCGAUUCCAGGAGAGGCUGGCCGCCCUGGACCAAAGGGAGACGCUGGUGACUCCGGCUUACCCGGACAGAAAGGUUCACCUGGUCCUGCAGGUCCUGCCGGCCCGAUCGGAGCAGCUGGAGUGAGGGGCCCCCAAGGAAAGGAAGGACCGACUGGACCCAGAGGCCCCGCGGGGCCCAUGGGCCCUCCAGGAUCUCCUGGAAUACCAGGUGCUGCAGGAAAACCAGGAAACCCCGGAAACUCCGGCACUCCUGGUGCCAUCGGUCCAAAGGGAGACAAAGGAGAGAGAGGCGACUUCGCUCCUCAGAACAUGAUGCGAUCUAUUGCCAGACAAGUUUGCGAGCAGCUAGUAAACGCACAAAUGACUCGUGUCAACACGUUACUGAACCAGAUCCCCAACGGCAUGUACCGCAGCAACAACCCGGGUCCUCCGGGGCCUCCCGGUACGACUGGCAGGCCGGGGCCCCGCGGAGAGCCGGGCGCCGCGGGAAGGAACGGUUUCCCCGGAAGUCCAGGUUUACCCGGCCAGCAGGGAGAGAGAGGUCCUGCAGGAGAGAAAGGCGACCGAGGAGAGUCAGGAGUCGGACAGAAAGGACCGAGAGGACCCGCUGGUCCACCAGGAGAAAGCAGGACAGGAUCUACAGGCCCUCCAGGCUCCGCUGGACCUCGCGGUCCCCCCGGACGUCCAGGGUACGCCGGAGUCCGCGGGCCUCCUGGACCUCCUGGAUACUGUGACUCUUCUCAGUGUGUCGGUAUUCCUUACAACGGGCAAGGAUACGUAGGCCAAUUCCCUCCUGAGCCCGACACCCGAGUAGUCCCGGUCCCCGAGGAGGAUGAUGUGUCGCAAAACCAGCGUCGAAAGAGGUCGCUAUCAAGAAAGGCAUCCAAUUGGCCAACAUCAUAAGACAAGCCAUGUUCUCUUUUCUUUUUUUUCCUUGUUCAACCUGUGUUUGUUGUUGGAUUUAUGCACAUACAUAAACGAAAUGGGGUUUGACACCUCGGCUUUAUUGGAAAAUACCUUUAAAUGACUUCAAACGUAUGUGAAUAUUCACUGUUGUGGCAGGUGAAGGGCGUGGACGGACGGAGGGAGGGAGGGGCGACCUACGUUAAAAAAAACUAAGACUCCAUGAAAAAACCUGUGAGCUUUCUUUUUUCACUUGUCUUUUGCUUGUAACAUAUUUGCAUCAGGUUUGUAUUAACUCGCAGCAUUGAACCGUGCACUCAUUGUAACAAAGGUAAAGAAAAAGAAAGAUAAUGUUUGUUCACAGCGUCGGGAUAUCGGCUCUGUCCCACUUCAUCCAGUACGUUAAAUAUAAUCCUUCUCAGUCAGUGUCGUCUUCUAAGGAGGUUCAGCUUCAUAAUGGCAGUUAAACACAGCUCUCAUUUUGUAUCUCUAAACUUGAUAUUUAUCAGUUUUUCCUUUAUUCCGUCACAGCUAACUUUAACAAACGUGGAAUUGCAUGUCUGUGGUGUAUAUUUAGUAUUGUUUUGUGUUACAUUUCAUUUUGUUUUAACCAGAAUAUAGUUGUCGUCAUUCUUGUCAUUUUUCUCAGUAUCGAAUGCAGUCGAAACCUGCACGCAAGACUAUGGAAAUGGUGUUGCUGCUUCAUGUUUGAACUGCAGAUUGUGAAUUCCACAGCCUUAUUUUCUUAUUUAUUUCUGAAAACAGAAGAGGCAUUUUUCAAUAAAACUACUGAAAAUUU